Messenger RNA from Phaeodactylum tricornutum CCAP 1055/1, 1566 nucleotides. RefSeq lists its product with no specific name. Lineage: Eukaryota; Bacillariophyta; Bacillariophyceae; Surirellales; Neidiaceae. The coding region runs from base 473 to 1528 and encodes 351 amino acids. The record is from RefSeq and is a predicted model, not a curated record. The transcript has a single exon.
CCACAGAUCCUUGCGACGGCAGCGAAAUCGGCCGACGAGUUUGACUGCGAGUGGUAGUUUCCAGAGCCCCUGGAGCAAUUUAUAUUCUCUGUCGCCAGAGUAUCUAUCGUUACUGGCACUUUUGCCGAUACAGUAAGCUACCAAAUGCUUCGUCAGCUCGCUAUUUCCCGUGGUAAAAUACGGAACAUUCAUUGCAAAUACCUGCUCGCUUCGUCCGCGCAUAUCGUUCGGCCAGUGAUUCGAUGCUUCUCUGAGACUCCUGCUGCCGUGGGAUCCAAAGGAGCAGCGCAGCCGUCUACACCAACCAGAAAACGAGCCUCUUCGCCACGAAGCCGGCCGUUUUCCCUCGCGGCACUCGCGUAAACGCUUCCCUCCUCUUUGCAAGGACCCAGUGGAGCUGAACGACCUGACUCAGAGCGUAUUGGAAGCCACGCCGGGGACCUUGUUUGCUUACCAAGACGGCAAAGAUUCCAUGGAACAGGCCUGGGAUGCAGCUGAUGUAAGUGUCCAAAAGGUUGAGUAUUUACUAAGAGGAUACGCUUUUCACAUUCCCGGAACGCAAUGGAAUCGGUGGACACCCAGCGACCCGCAAGGCAAACCGGAUAACGCCCUCGAAACGAUGCAAAGCUUGGUGGGUCGCAUGCUUGAUGAAGGUCACGCAUACAUGACUGUGCGAGCGAAUCGGAUGGAAGAAACUCACGGUAUCCGAGAAGAUGUGGAAGGCGCAUCUCCUCGUAUUUCGUUGGGCGAGUCCGCUUCGAAUUUUGGCAACCUUUUCGAAGCUGGAAAAAGUAACGAUAGCGAAAGUAUCACCGAGAUCUCAGGAAAUAAUACCCCGGUGAAUUCAGCGAAUGCUUUAGCCCCAAAGAGUGAAGAGAACGAGAACAGGAAAAGUUAUUUGGACGAUUUUGCUUUCCCGGGUCCGACAGUUGUCAUGUACAACGCCCUCCUGGAUUCCAUGGCGUGCCUUGCCAAAGAUGGCUCUGUCAACCCCAUCCAAGCCAAGCUCUGUAUGGAAAAUGUUUUGUGGCGACACACAAUUGAUGGUGGAGACGCGGGCAACCGAAAUCCAAGCACGAGACCGUCUGUUCUUCCUUUCAACGCUGCCAUUCGAGUCGCAGCGGAGCUACGUUAUGACGCGACGAGGAAGGAUCCAGAGAACUUACUCUUGCGAGACGAAGCUCUGCUCCUAGCUUUUGGAACUUUUGAUGCUGUCACCCACUCACGAGUAGCAGAAAGUAACAGUGCUACGUAUAAGUACCUGCUAAGGGCCGUGGCAAAGUACUUGCCUCCCAGCCUCUCGAAGGGCAAUAUCGCUUACGGUAUGUGGACGCAUGCUCGAUUGCAAGGCCUUAUCGACCCAACAGUUAUAGCAGCAUAUGCCACUGCCAACGAACCUAGCAACGGCGAACUGUUUGAUGCAUGGGCUCGAGACACAUUGUACGGAAAGAACGUUACCGAUUUGCCACAGAAAUGGAGACGCAACAGUUUUACGAGACGGUUCCAUGGCCGAGAAGCUACAUAUUAACAGUAAACAAUAGUAAAAGAUUUCGUCACUCACCCACC